AUGCAUGGAGUCUGCAAGGAAGGAGAGAACUGUCGCUACUCCCAUGACCUCUCUACUAGUCAGUCUGCCAUGGUGUGCAGGUAUUAUCAGCGAGGAUGCUGUGCUUACGGAGGUCUUUGCAGAUAUGAACAUACCAAGCCACUGAAAGAGGAAGAAGUGACUGAUGUGAAUCCAGAUGCAAAGAUUUAUCCCUCAUUGUCCUCAGACUUCACAUCACUCCCUGAAACAGUUGAAGAAAUUAUUGCUGAGAUAGAAGAUGAAAAUAUAGAUCUGGCAGCUGCAGGAGUAGGUGCUGAAGACUGGGUGAACGCUGUAGAGUUUGUCCCUGGGCAGCCAUACUGUGGACGUGCUGCUUCUUCCUGUGCUGAAGCACCCUUGGAGGAAAUGGUGAUUGAGGAAGAGUAUGAAAAGGAGCAACUAGAUGUGGAGAUAAAGAAGGAGCUGUGCCCCUACGCUGCAGUAGGAGAAUGUUGUUAUGGGGAAAACUGCGUGUAUAUCCAUGGGAAUGUGUGUGAUAUGUGUGGACUGCAGGUCUUGCAUCCAAUUGAUGCUGCACAGAGAUCUCAGCACAUCAAGUCUUGCAUUGAAGCUCACGAGAAGGACAUGGAGCUUUCAUUUGCCAUCCAACAUGGGGCUUGA
This is a messenger RNA of Chaetura pelagica (chimney swift), 639 nucleotides long. RefSeq names its product E3 ubiquitin-protein ligase makorin-1-like. Gene Ontology annotation, biological process: protein polyubiquitination. NCBI's taxonomy places the organism in Eukaryota, Metazoa, Chordata, Aves, Apodiformes, Apodidae. Gene Ontology annotation, molecular function: metal ion binding; ubiquitin protein ligase activity. The record is from RefSeq and is a predicted model, not a curated record.